CUCCGUUUCCACCCAAAAGUCAGCCCAGUGGGCUGUCACCCACUUGCAAAGCCCCUGGUAGGACUCGGGCUGCCCCAGCCCCGAGGGACCUGGUGGGGGGCCUGGACCCCAGCAUCCAGCCUUCGGCCCGGGGAGGGACCAUCCUCCUCCGGGGAGUUCCUGGCUCCCGAGGGCCAGCAGUUCCGGCCACGAGGUGGGGCUCCCCGCAGCCUGCCUCCCCACCCUCUCCCGGCCAAGAACUUCCCAGUCGCCAGCGGCCGAGCGCACGCCCUGCUCCAGCCGUGGGAGCCGAGCGGUCAGGCGGCUCUGGGUGCCCAGGGUCUGAGAGGCAGGCCCAAGGCCCGGCUGGCCCCAGGAGGCGGCCGCCAUCAGGCCAGCAGGACGGGAAGAUGGUGCCCCCGCCAGCCCCCCAUGGCUCCCUGGCCCCAGCUGGCACCACGGCUCUGCCCGGGCCCGUUCCAUCCCUCAUCACCGGGAUCCCCUGGCCCCCCUGGGCACUCGCUGCCGUUGCUGGGGCAGCAGGCAUCCUCAUCGUCUCCUGUCUCCUCUGUGCCAUCUGCUGCUGCCGCCGUCGCCGUAGGAAAAAGCCCAGGGACAAGGAGGCUGUGGGCCUGGCCAGUACUCGGGGUGCCACCACCACCCACCUGGUGCAGCCGGACGUGGAUAGCCUGGAGGCCGGCCCGGGGGGGCCUCAGCAGUGGGGGCGCCUGCAGCUCUCCCUGGAGUAUCACCGCAGCAACCAGGAGGUCAGGGUGGGCCUGAAGCAAGCCGCCGGCCUGAGGGCCCCGGACCCCGGCAGCCCUACAGACCCCUACGCCCGCGUCAGCGUCUCCACCCAGGCUGACCAGUGGCGCGAGACCCGGGUGCACCGGGGCACGCUCAGCCCCGUGUUCGAGGAGACCUGCAGCUUCCAGGUCCCGCAGGCCACACUGCCCGGGGCCACGCUGCGGGUGCAGCUCCUGGCCUUCCGGCGCUUCUCCCCGCACGUGCCGCUGGGCGAGCUCCGCCUGCCUCUGGGCACCACAGACCUGCGGCACGUCCUGGAGUGCUGGCACGAGUUGGGUCCCCCAGGCACUGAUGAGCCGGAGCUGAGCGGGGAGCUGUGCGUCUCGCUGCGCUACGUGCCCGGCACAGGCCGGCUAACCGUGGUGGUGCUGGAGGCCCGAGGCCUCAGCCCAGGGCUGGCAGAGCCCUAUGUGAAGGUCCAGCUCCUGCUGAACCAGAGGAAAUGGAAAAAGCGGAGGACGUCCAUGAGGAAGGGCACGGUGGCCCCAUACUUCAACGAGCCUUUCACCUUCCGAGUGCCCGUCAGCCAGGUCCAGAGUGUGGACCUGGUGCUGGCCAUCUGGGCCCGCGGCCCACAGCUCCGGGCCCAGCCCGUGGGGAAGGUGCUGCUCGGUGCCCGCGCCUCCGGCCAGCCCCUGCAGCACUGGGCAGACAUGCUGGCCCGUGCCCAGCGCCCCAGCACCCAGUGGCACCGCCUGCGGUCCCCCAGUGAGGUGGACCAGGCCCUGGGCCUGCGGCCUCGCCUGCCCCUGCACUUGCCCCACCACUGAGAGCACCCGUGCCUCGGUUUCCCCCAGCUGGGGGGUGCUUGGCCGGCCAACCCCGGAGGGUCUGCUGUAAUAAAUGCCUUCUCUGCCA
Molecule: messenger RNA, 1644 nt
Organism: Choloepus didactylus (southern two-toed sloth)
Lineage: Eukaryota; Metazoa; Chordata; Mammalia; Pilosa; Megalonychidae
Gene: SYT8
Product: synaptotagmin 8
Exons: 9
Coding region: 390-1556 (388 amino acids)
Biological process (GO): cellular response to calcium ion; regulation of dopamine secretion; synaptic vesicle endocytosis
Cellular component (GO): synaptic vesicle membrane; axon; dense core granule
Molecular function (GO): calcium-dependent phospholipid binding; clathrin binding; phosphatidylserine binding
Source: RefSeq, a predicted model, not a curated record